UUUCCCUUUUAUCACUCGAAAAGAAAAAAAAAAAAAAAAAGGAAUAGGGGUGAGGGUUUUGUAAAGGCCAAUGGAGGGCUCCUCUUCCCAGCUAUUUGAUGAUGAUCAAAAGUCUUCUGGCGCUUCCAAGUUCCUCUUCAACCUUCCGUCUCGCGGCCACCUCUCCUCCACCGUCGUCUCCUCCAAUCUGGGGGGGAUGCGAGUGUAUAUUUGCGAGCACAACACUUCUCCACCAGAGAGCCAGCACAUAAAGACAAACCAACAGAACAUACUUAUUAGAUCGCUCAUGCUUAAUGACAAGAAUGGUGAUUCCAGUUCAAAGGAUGUGAAAACUGCAGCUGAGGGUCCUAGAAAGAGGGCUGCUGAAAGAGUCAUGGAUAGCAGGGCUUCAGCAAAGAAAGCCAAUACACAAGAGGGAUCAAGCAGUCGUGCAGCUGAGAAGGACUACCAUAGUUUAACAGUAGAUAGGCUUCGUGCCCUUCUAAAGGAAAGAGGACUUUCUUCCAAGGGAAAGAAGGAUGAACUGAUUGCUCGCUUGAAAUGUGUAAAUGGUUCAUCGCAGAAGUCAGAGUGACGCCGCAGCUCUAUCAAUGUAUACGUUGGCAGAGGUAAAAGAGAAGUAGGCGAUCAUGUUGUCUUUUGCGUAACUUAGGGAAGUGACACCAAAAUGGAAGAAUUACUUAAAACUUAGUGUUUCCUGAAAAUAAUGAGUAAGAGAAAUUCUAGAACCUUUGCGUUUUGGGGUUAGUAUUUGUGUUAUCA
Messenger RNA from Gossypium raimondii (Peruvian cotton), 762 nucleotides. RefSeq lists its product as uncharacterized. Gene Ontology annotation, biological process: positive regulation of proteasomal ubiquitin-dependent protein catabolic process. The coding region runs from base 71 to 574 and encodes 167 amino acids. Gene Ontology annotation, cellular component: Cul4-RING E3 ubiquitin ligase complex. NCBI's taxonomy places the organism in Eukaryota, Viridiplantae, Streptophyta, Magnoliopsida, Malvales, Malvaceae. The record is from RefSeq and is a predicted model, not a curated record. The transcript is spliced from 6 exons.